CUCCAACAGACAUGUUUGCGACAUCUGAAGGUACUCCAGCACUUUUGAAGACAGUUGAAGAGAAAUAGAAAACAGCAUUUAUUCCAGAUAGUUGUUGCAGUGCCAGCAGAGCAGACCCGAUGAAAACCACUGGAGAAUGCGCAUGUAGAACUGCAAAAAACGAAUCGGAGUCCAUUCGUGAUUACCUGGAUGAAGAAAACGAGAUGUGGAAGCCGUCGGUGAGUUCCGGCGACAGAGUCGGUGGAGAAUCGGUAAACAUACGCCGAUGUGGAAGAAUAGUGACAGUGGAUCUGUCAGAACUGAGAAGUAAAAGGGAAGUAAAGAAAAAGGAGGCGAAAAAUGUGGUAGUUGUUCAGGUGGGGACUGGGGAGGGGGGAAGAAUUGUAUGUCGACAGGUGUUAACGUGCGCCGUGGGUUAUGAAAAUUGAAAAGUUAAUUUGAAUCCGUACAAAUGAAGAAAAAAAGCAAGUGUGGUGGGUUGUAGAUGGUAGUCGACGGAAAGGAGGAAGAGGAACAAGAGACUAACACCUGUCACCUACGAUCUGAAACUUAGAUCUGUUUAAGCGUUGAUUUUCAAUUUCGUCAUCAAUGGCUGAAAGGUGUGACGCGUGGAGAAGAUCCCAAGAAUGUUGAUACUCGUCCUAACUCUGUAACUAUUCUAUGUUUGGUAAAGUUAGAUCCUUAUGCACUUGUUUAUUAUAUUUUUAGUAAAAUGCAAUCUGGUCUGUGGUUUACUGUUU
This is a messenger RNA of Lactuca sativa (garden lettuce), 740 nucleotides long. Lineage: Eukaryota; Viridiplantae; Streptophyta; Magnoliopsida; Asterales; Asteraceae. The record is from RefSeq and is a predicted model, not a curated record.